AGGCACCUUCUGAGUGCCGCGGUCAUCUCGAAGAGGCUGUACCACCCUCGUCUUCUUAUAUGUAAUUUGCGAUAGGACCCUGUAAACAGCACCCGAACGACCCAAGCUACCCGGCCAAGACUGGAAUCUGGGCUUUAUGUUUACCGAAGAGAAGCUGAAGAGGAAGCCGGAGCCAUGGGUUUCUUAUUCAGCCUUCGAUGAGCUAAAGUAAGCUGGACCCACACAACUUAGCCAAGCCGCCCCCUACAACAGGGGCUCUUCUUGCCCCUUCGCCCUCUCCAGCUAUGGCAGGCUUCAAGCGAGGCUAUGAUGGCAAGAUCGCUGGCCUGUAUGACCUGGACAAGACACUGGGCCGUGGCCACUUUGCCGUGGUCAAGUUGGCACGCCAUGUUUUCACUGGCGAGAAAGUGGCGGUGAAGGUGAUCGACAAGACUAAGCUGGACACUGUGGCGACAGGCCACCUUUUCCAGGAAGUCCGGUGCAUGAAGCUGGUGCAGCACCCCAAUAUUGUGCGCCUAUAUGAAGUGAUAGACACUCAGACGAAGCUUUACCUCAUCUUGGAGCUAGGCGAUGGAGGGGAUAUGUUUGACUACAUCAUGAAACAUGAGGAGGGUUUGAAUGAAGAACUGGCCAAGAAAUAUUUUGCCCAAAUUGUCCAUGCCAUAUCCUAUUGCCAUCGGCUGCAUGUGGUGCACAGGGACCUCAAGCCUGAGAAUGUGGUGUUCUUCGAAAAACAAGGACUGGUCAAGCUUACUGAUUUUGGAUUCAGUAACAAGUUUCAGCCGGGGAAAAAGCUGACCACAAGUUGCGGAUCACUGGCAUACUCUGCACCCGAAAUACUGCUGGGUGAUGAGUAUGAUGCUCCAGCCGUAGAUAUUUGGAGUCUUGGAGUGAUCCUGUUCAUGUUGGUAUGCGGCCAGCCACCGUUCCAGGAAGCUAAUGACAGUGAGACCCUCACUAUGAUCAUGGACUGUAAAUACACUGUACCGGCCCACGUCUCCAGCGCCUGCAAAGAUCUGAUAGACCGGAUGCUUCAGAGGGACCCCAAGCGGCGAGCCUCCCUGGAGGAGAUUGAGAGCCACGCCUGGCUGCAGGGGGUCGACCCGUCCCCAGCCACCAAGUACAACACUCCCCUCGUCUCCCACAAGAACCUGUCAGAGGAGGAGCACAACAGUAUCAUCCAGCGCAUGGUGCUGGGAGACAUCGCGGACCGAGAGGCCAUAGUCGAAGCCCUGGAGACCAACAAAUACAACCACAUCACAGCCACAUACUACCUGCUAGCAGAAAGGAUCUUGAGGGAGAAGCAGGAGAAGGAGGUCCAGACCCGAUCCUCCAGCCCCAGCAACAUCAAGGCACACUUCAGGCAGUCUUGGCCCACCAGAGUGGACAUGCACCAGGACAUCGAGGACAGUUUGGCAGCUUCGUCCAUCUCCCAUGCUGGAGGCCCUCAGUCCCCCGCUCGCAGUGCAGAAAACCUGCUAAACGGACAUCGCUCCAAAGGCCUGAUGGAGCUGGGCCGUCGGGAAGAAACCACGGUGACCGACUCUCCGGGACCAACAGCACAGGGAGCCUGUGCUGCCGCCUCAGGUCCUGCUCCUGGCUCUGGUUCUGGGACUAUCCGGGCCCCCACUCCUUCCACCUCAACAGCAGCCAAGCAGCGAACCUGCCUAUUCAGGGUGGAGGAGGAUGAAGAGGAGGAGGAAGAGCAGGACCCGUCUCCCCUCCCGACCCAGGUGAUCCUGCGGCGCAAGCCCCCCUCCAUCACCAACCGCCUCACCUCCAGGAAGAGCGCCCCGGUCCUCAACCAGAUCUUCGAAGAGGAGGGGGAGUCGGACGACGACUUCGACAUGGAUGAAGGCCUGCCGCCAAAACUCAGCCGCCUCAAGAUGAACAUGGCUGGAAACGCGGGCAACCUGAGCUCCGGGGCUGGAUCCUCGUCAUCGCCAGGGUCCACGCAGAAGCGCUACCACCGACGCAAGAGCCAGGGAAGGGGGUCGUCAUGUUCCAGCUCUGAGACCAGCGACGACGACUCAGAGAGCCACCGGAGGCGUCUGGAUAAAGACUCGGGCUUCAGCUAUGGCUGGAACAGGAGGGACAGCAGCGAGGGACCCCCAGGCAGUGAGGGGGGGAACGGGGGAGGCAGCAGCUCAGGGCAGGGGAAACCCCCAGCAGAGGGAGGAGGCUCCUCUGGUCCAGACAGAGGGAGUCCUCCUGGAGCGGGAGGUAACGGAGGAGGAGAGGGUGGUGGCGGCGGAGGGGGGAGUGGGGGAGGAGGAGGGGGUAGUAAAGGACAAGACAACCCCUCCAGUUGUUGUAACAACAGUAGCACUACCAACCCGUCCCUCGGCUCUCUGUCCCGGUCCUCCCGCACGGCGAGCCGCAGCACCGAGCUGGUGGAGAGUCUGAAGCUGAUGAGCCUGUGCCUCAGCUCGCAGCUGCAGCAGCACCGUGGGGGGCGUGGCAGCCGGGGAGGGGGCGGAGGGGGCGGGGGGAAGUUCAUCAUAGACCCUGGCAGCCUCUCAGGAGGGAGCGUAAAAAUCCAGGAGAAAUCGGCCUGGAGGAUGUGCAUCGGCUCCACCGGGAGCCUGGACACCAUCACCCUCCCCACCACCGCCACCGGCCUGACUCGCACCCACACCGCGCAGCACCACCACCGCAAAACUGCACCGCACGGGGCCCCGGGCCUGCACGCAGGGCCGGGCAGCAGGGACGCUCACAGCAACCUGAGUGCACUGAAAAACGGCGUGCUCCAACUACCUCUGUGUGAGAAGACCAUCUCGGUGAACAUCCAGCGGGGCGGGGGCUCCAGGGAUGGCCUGCUCUGUACCUCAGCUCCAGCCAGCUGCUGCCAGGUCAUCUGAAGCUCUCGGAGCCCACCUCCACCACCUCCACACAGCUCUCACACUUCUCCAUCUUUUCUCUCAAGCUUGUGUAUGAUUCUCUCCAUUAUUCAUUUGAACUCUACUCCGUUUUUUGUUUUUUUUUCCACCUCUUUGUCUGGUGUUUGCUGUGGCAGGUGGCUGAGCUCACAUCACCAGCUUCCUGUCACUGAGUUUACUCUGUGCUCUGCUUACUGGAUGUAUUUCUGCUGCCUAUUGUUGGUUGUUUUUAACAUCUAUUUUCAUUUUGUCUUUGUUUUUUGUUUCCCAACCGCAUUUUUACAUUCUUAAUUAGAAUCUGAUGGUUUUAAAGCAUAUUCAAACAAGGAAGGUUUGAACUAAAGGAAAGCAGAGUCCAGACAGACGGAGUAUCAGGGCCACAGCAGAGAGCAUUCUGAGAAGUACGUCAUGAUGUAAUUGAAUGAGAAAGUCAUGUUUUGAAAAUGAAGUCAUAUUUUGGAAAAGAUGAAGUGCACAUUUAAUCAUAAGGAUAUUGUGAUAAUAUUGUCAAACAGGUGUCUGCAGGGUUCAUUACAACACAAUGUAGUAGCUGGUUUACAGUAAAGUGUCAGUUCAAAGCAGUGGAGAUGAUUUGGCCCAGGGUUAUUAACCAAGUGGAUUUCGUAACAUUUAUAUGAUGUUUUUGUUUCUCAUUUCCACAUGUUCAAAACAAUAAUCCACAGCAAUGUCAUUAAAUAUUCACUAAACACAGACAGGAGCUGGUUAAGCAGCCGUGUCAACUGCUGGAAGGAUCAUCCAGUGAAAAAAGAAUAUUUAUAGUCCACAUGCAGGAAAUCUGCAGGUCUUGACUUGACUUUAAUACACUGUAUUCAGUCCUUUUAGAGGCUAAUAAAAAUCUUGCAUUUCAAUCACCACAGUUAAAUCUUGGGUGCUAUAGGCGGUAAUAAAAGGUUGCUUGGUGUUUGAUUGCAGCUGUCACAAGAUGUUCUCCACCUCUGAACUCAAAGUGGGACUGUUGUGAUGGAGGAUUGUGCUGCAGGGUGAGGUCCACACCUUUUUCACACUUAGUCAUUACAGCUGCUACAGCAGCUGCGUGAUCAUCACACAGAAAUUAAAUGAACUUAUGUGGGUCCAGAUCGUCUAACUUGGAAUUAUUGGUAAUUACAAUAAAAAAAAAAUCCCACAUUUCCCCUAUGGGGAUCAAUAAAGAAUUAUCUUAUCUUAUGGAAAUGCCAAUAAAUUACUGCACUUCAUACAUAACUGUAGGUCUGUAUGUUGUACUGGUUUGACCAUCAGUCAGGGAUUAAAUCAAGUUAUAUGCGACGCUGCACUGAACUGAACAUUAUCCAGACAGUUUUAGCUGAAGGCCCAUGCAGUCUUUGUGAGUGACGUUACUGAUUAUUGCAGACUUGAACAAGUAUUAAAAGCCACUUUAAAGAAGGCUGACACGUCAUUUCAGUCCUGCGGAUACCCUGUGGAUUUCUUCCAACAUUAAAACUGAAAUAAGUACAGCUUUUUUUUAUUAAGAAUUCAAACUUAGUUUUGUAAUCACCUCUUCUAAGAUUAGAACUUAUUUAUUACCUUUUACUUUAGAAAAUUGUGAGUUUAUUCUUGACAUUACAGUUUUUUAUAAAACCUUUUUUAUAAAGUUUAUUUAUAUUUUUAUCCUAACAUAACUUCAUUUUAACAUUUUUACCCUUUUGCUUGUAAAAUUACAACUUUAUUUUUAUGUUAUUGACUUUUUUCUUAACAUGACGACUUCAUUCUGAUCACAUGACAACUUAUUUCUCCAGAUGUCGUGGCUGAGAGGACAAACAGAAGUGUCAGACUAGUUUCAGUGAGUGUCACAGGCAGCUGACAAGUGCAUCUCCUUGUUAACCACAGUCCAACACUCCUUCAAAUGACGGCCCUCCCUCACCUCUGACCUCUGGUCAUCUCUGAAUGUUAGCCAGCGAUGAGAUCACUGGGUUAGAAGGUGGAUCCAUUAAUAUGAAUCCAUUCAGUGCAUCUUGUCUGAUUGCUUCUGUCAGUGAAGAAAAGCGAAGAUGUUUGAAUUUUGACUCCAUGUUGCACUCAGACAAUCUGUUUCUGUUGUUUUUGAGAAUCAUUUAUGGGUGAAUUGAGCUCCGUGCAAACUGCUGGUCAUAACCCUUUAAAUCUCUUUAUAGAGGCAGCACUCUUAGAUUCUAAAUGAGGAAGAGAAAACCUGGCGGUUUGUCAAAGCGCAUGUGAGUGCAGCACUGUAUUGAUUCUGUAGCAAGAUGGUGCUCACCAUGUUUGGAAAGGUUACUGCUGACCACAUAUUUAAAAAUGAGGUGUUAUUUUUUUAUUCACAUGACUUUGUGUUGUUUGCUGAUAGAGAACAUUUGUUGUUUCCAGCUACCAAUAUCCAGUGGUUCCCCAAAGCUUACUGUACAUGAGGGUGCAGUGUUAGUUGAGUGUGUACAUACAGUGUGAUGAAAAGUAAAAGUUUAUUUUUUAAAACUUGUACAUUUUUUGAGCAAUCUGCUGUUUGAAAAUGUUAUUUUUUUUUCUCCUUUUUUUUAAAGUGACGGGGGUCUGCAUAAGGUUCCAUUGGUGAGGAAUGUGUGCUCCAGUUGAAUCAGUAGGAAAUCUCCAGUACAGGAGAGAAACGUUGGUGACUUGCAGCUUUAAAUGAGCUGGCCAAGAGAUGAACAAAUGCGAGGGAGGCACGGGGGAAAUGGGGAAAUUCUUUAAGGGCAUUGGCAAUAAGCUAUACCGUGUGUUGCAGCUAUCUGUACAGAAACAUUUUUCAUUAGUUUCGUUUUUUAAAUUCCAAACUUGUGCAGCCUCACAGUGGCUGCUUUAGACUCAAAAGAAAAAAAAAGGAACGUUUUAAAUAUUUUUUUUUUCCUCUUUGGUUGUUGUCUGAGCUGUCUUUUUUUUUUUCUUUUUUUUUUAACGAAAUGUAAAUAGAUUUGUAAAUAUGGUGCUCUUUCUCUUCAUCUAGAACAGCGGAGUGAACCUUUUGGUGCAUAGCUGUACAAUAAUCUAGCCUUAUGAUAAUUACUGUAGUAAUACUGUAUGGGUGUCUCAGCUAAAAAUAAAGCCGUGUGAGAAAAACGACACGAUUCUAUUCAUACUGUCAGGUCUCUUUUGACUGUUGUCUUACUCAGCUGUAUCCAGGUGAAUGACGUGCAUGUGUUUCAAUGUUUGACAUUCAAUGACACUGAGAGAAGAGAGAAUCAGGAGCAGAAAUGUUACUGGACCAAAAAGCAACAGAAGAAGAAGAAAGAGGGGAGAGAAAAAAAAAAAAAAAAAAGACGAGCUGGAACUGACAGAACUAUUCAGUGUAUUAUUCUGUAGUUGAUACCUGUUGUCAGACGUUACAUAUAGCUAUGGUAAUAUCCAAAAAAAUAAAACGUGGAAUACUGUCUCAUA
Messenger RNA from Stegastes partitus (bicolor damselfish), 6242 nucleotides. It is a transcript of the gene snrka, whose product is annotated as SNF related kinase a. Gene Ontology annotation, molecular function: ATP binding; protein serine/threonine kinase activity. Lineage: Eukaryota; Metazoa; Chordata; Actinopteri; Pomacentridae. Bases 285 to 2861 code for a protein of 858 amino acids. The transcript has 8 exons. Gene Ontology annotation, cellular component: cytoplasm. Gene Ontology annotation, biological process: intracellular signal transduction; protein phosphorylation. The record is from RefSeq and is a predicted model, not a curated record.